GGACAUUCGGUGAAGGCAAAAUGAUUUGACUGCUAGUGUGCUAGCUAGGAAAAUUAUCAACUUUAUAAAAGUGAUGGUGGUGCAAGAGUCGCAAAACAUAGUUAUCUAGUAAAACAGAAUUUGCAGAAAUGGUUAGCUCAGUCAUUCCCACCGUUGAUUUAUCUCCUUUCUUUAGAGAUGGGGAUCAUCAGGGUGACAAGAACAAGGCCAUGGAGGCAAUAGGUCAAGCCUGUUCUGAGUAUGGCUUCUUCCAGAUUGUGAACCAUGGUGUGCCCCAUGAUCUAAUGAGCCAAGCCCUUCACCUCUCGAAGACAUUCUUUGAGUACCCUGGUGAGGAAAAGCUCAAGUCUAGUCCUGGGUCUGAAGCACCACUUCCUGCAGGUUACAGUAGGCAGCCUAAACACUCGCAGGACAAGAAUGAGUACUUGCUACUGUUUCCACCCCAGUCCAACUUCAAUGUGUACCCCAAAAACCCACCUGAAUUCAGGGAAGUAUUUGAAGAGAUUUUCUCCCACUUAACCAGAACUGGUGUGCUUGUGGAGAGCAUCUUAAAUGAGUGCUUGGGUCUCCCUCCCCACUUCCUCAAGGAAUACAAUCAUGAUAGGAGCUGGGAUUUCAUGACGGCUUUGCAUUACUUCCCGGCAACUAAAAUUGAGAAUAAUGGUCUCUCCGAACAUGAAGACGGGAAUUUGAUCACUUUUGUGUUUCAAGAUGAAGCAGGAGGCCUAGAAGUUUGCAAAAAUGGAGAAUGGAUUCCGGUAACGCCUGCAGAGGCCACAAUCGUUGUCAAUGUAGGCGAUGUCAUUCAGGUGUUGAGCAACAACAGAUUUAAGAGUGCAACUCAUAGAGUAGUGAGAACUGAAGGAAGAAGCCGAUACUCGUAUGCCUUUUUCUAUAACCUGCAAGGAGACAAGUACGUUGAACCAUUAUCACAGUUCACCAAAGAUAUUGGAGAGCCACCCAAGUACAGAGGAUUCCUUUACAAGGAGUACCAGCAGUUGAGGAUGAGAAACAAGACCCAUCCACCUUCCAGACCUGAAGACGUAGUUCACAUUACUCACUAUGCAAUAUCCACCACCUAGAACCUAAUGCAUUAGGAUUCUCUCCAUUUCAAAUGGAUGUAUUUUAUGCUUCAAAUUAAAGUAUGCUUGUGUUGUGUGGUUGUGGAAUGAUCUAGGUUUGGUUAAUGUGAGCAAGGUGCAUUAAUAUUUUUUUUUCC
Molecule: messenger RNA, 1219 nt
Organism: Quercus robur (English oak)
Lineage: Eukaryota; Viridiplantae; Streptophyta; Magnoliopsida; Fagales; Fagaceae
Product: flavonol synthase/flavanone 3-hydroxylase-like
Exons: 3
Coding region: 129-1082 (317 amino acids)
Molecular function (GO): dioxygenase activity
Source: RefSeq, a predicted model, not a curated record